Molecule: messenger RNA, 2047 nt
Organism: Diceros bicornis minor
Lineage: Eukaryota; Metazoa; Chordata; Mammalia; Perissodactyla; Rhinocerotidae
Gene: ANKRD23
Product: ankyrin repeat domain 23
Exons: 9
Coding region: 1-921 (306 amino acids)
Molecular function (GO): protein binding
Source: RefSeq, a predicted model, not a curated record
AUGGACUUCAUCAGCAUCCAGCAGUUGGUAAGUGGACAGAGAGUCGAAAGGAAAGUGUUGGGAUGUGGACAUGGAGUUCCUGAUCCUGGAGGCUGGCCUAGUGACUGGAGUCUGGGACCCCAAGAGGCUGUGGCCCGGGAAAAGUGGAGACUGGAAGAAGAGAAGAAGAAGAGACUUGAAAGAUUUAACAGUUCCCGACUUAAUUUGGAGAAUCUGGCUGACUUGGAAAACUUGGUUCAAAGACGGAGAGAAAAGCGACUGAAACGCCGAGUCCCCCCCAGGGCACCUGAGCCCGAGGUUAAGGGGCAGCCCCAGGCCCGGCUGGAGCCUGUGGACCUGGAGAUGUUCCUGAAGGCAGCUGCUGAGAACCAGGAGGCCCUGAUUGACAAGUACCUGACAGACGGAGGGGACCCCGAUGCCCACGACAAGCUCCACCGCACGGCCUUGCACUGGGCCUGUCUGAAGGGUCACAGCCAGCUUGUGAACAAGCUGUUGGAGGCAGGUGCCACUGUGGACGCUCGGGACUUGCUGGAGAGGACACCCGUGUUCUGGGCCUGCCGUGGAGGACACCUCGACAUCCUCAAACAGCUGCUUAACCAGGGAGCCCAGGUCAAUGUUCAGGACAAGAUCUGGAGCACCCCCCUGCACGUGGCCGUGCGCACAGGGCACUGUGACUGUCUGGAGCACCUCAUCGCGUGUGGAGCCCACGUUGACGCACAGGACAAGGAAGGGGACACAGGUCUACACGAGGCCGUGCGGCAUGGCCGCUACAAAGCCAUGAAGUUGCUGCUGCUCUACGGAGCCAAGCUGGGCAUGCAGAAUGUGGCUUCAAUGACCCCAGUGCAGCUGGCACGAGACUGGCAGCGGGGCAUCCAGGAAGCACUAGAGGCCCAUGUUGGGCACCCCCGUACCCGGUGCUAAUGACGGCAGCAGACCUGCGGGUCACUCCAGCCACCAUUCCAUCCCCUUCUCCUCCUCCCCUCCUCACGCCACUCAAGCACCUGUACCCAUGUGUGGUCCUUACCUCUCAGUCCUGAUUCCUCUUGCGGUGGUUUCCUCAGUCCUCCAGGGCAGCCCUGUCAGGACUGAGGAGCAGCACCGAAUCCGGCAGGUAGAUCAAGCAGACCUCCCUGGCUUCAGGUCUCAGGGGUGGCCCGUUCCCUGCCAGGGCACAAGCUAGGAAGGGCUGACACAGAGGACCAUGGGUAAGCAGGAAACAAAGUGGGUCCACACGAGACACCAUGCGAGUGGGAGCCCAGGAUGGAGCAGAAAAUGACAAGUCCUAAGCCUCGAGCUGCCCAGGGCUGGGUGCUAGAGCUCCUUGGUGUUCACUGACCCUCAGUCUAGGAGACUGGUUACGUCCCUGCCCUUCACAAGGGCCAGUCUCCCGUCGGGUGGUGCUUCAGCACAUGGCCAGCAGCCGCCAUCCAGGCCACACAGAUGCCGGGCAUUUCUGCAGCUGCCCCAUGCCCUUGGGCGGGGUUUCUCCAGGGGACUUCAUUCCUAUCAGCAGCAACCCUGAUAGUGUCUGGAGCGGCUCUAGACAACUUUGGUCUUGGGGACUCUGGAGUUGGGCCUGGCGGUCUGGAGGGGGCUGCUCAGCAGGUUUGAGGCCCCACUGCAGCAGAAGUCCAGGACCAAACUGGUUGCCCUAGAGGCCCCAAGACUGAUGAGCUAGAGCUAGUACUUAUCUUAGGGAAACCCCAUGCCCACUGUCCAAAGGCUUUGUUCAGGCCUGCCUGCUGCACGCCAGUUGCCGGCUGGUGGCUCUCCUUGUGGGGUGAAGCGCCGGGGUGCUAGGGAUUGCUUGUGGCCCACUCAACUUUUGGGGCGGUGGCCCGUAACCCUACUGUGCCGCAGGCGCUGCCGCUGCUGCUGCCCUGGUACUGCAGCUCUUGCCUGGACCCCGCGGCUGCUCCUGCUCUGCUUUAUCCUCCCUCAGAAGCAGGACACUGAGGAGCUCAGAGCCCAGCCCGAGGGGAAGCAAGGAGGGCGAGGAGCACACCUCCUCCUGUCCUCGUCUGCUAGCUGGUGGUAGAUUUAGGAC